Molecule: messenger RNA, 1248 nt
Organism: Talaromyces stipitatus ATCC 10500
Lineage: Eukaryota; Fungi; Ascomycota; Eurotiomycetes; Eurotiales; Trichocomaceae
Product: cell division protein kinase (Ctk1), putative
Exons: 4
Coding region: 1-1248 (415 amino acids)
Biological process (GO): protein phosphorylation
Cellular component (GO): nucleus; cytoplasm
Molecular function (GO): ATP binding; cyclin-dependent protein serine/threonine kinase activity
Source: RefSeq, a predicted model, not a curated record
AUGACGGGGGACUGGAGAGUUUCUUGUGAAUUCAGCAAAAGGCUGAAUUGGAUGACAGCAAUCACAACCGCCUGUCGCAACAACUCGCCUUCAUCGACCUUUGCGGAAACCCAAUCACAGGCUGUCGGUUAUGAAAAGGAGGCUUAUGACAAAGCAACUUCAGAGGCAGAGUACGACCGAUUAUGUCAAGAAGCCAUCGACAAACUCGAGGCUCAAUCCUCCAACAUAGCAGUAGUUGAUGAUCCGAGACUACGAUCAGACGAGCAGAAUGAAUCAAAUGCAGAAACCGUCAAAAUUGGGGCAUAUCAGAAGUGCGUCCAUCAUGCUGACGGACUAAUGUCCACUAUUUAUCGGUCGAAAAGAUCUACCGACGGUACAUUCGUUGCUCUGAAGGUUACCACCCCACAUCAGAUGGGCCCUCCUCAUGAUUCCAAAAGGGAGGCACGUAUUCUUCGAGGUACAUCCAGUCACAAACAUAUCAUCCCGCUGCUCGAGACUUUUGACCUAGCCGGCGGUCGAUUUAUUCUCGUUUUUCCCUUCAUGCGAUACAAUUUUGCCGAACUCUUACACAAAAAUGUUUUAACGACACUCCAGGUUAAGGCUGCUCUGAGAGAUCUGUUCCGAGCCCUCGACCAUGUGCACGCACUCGGCAUCAUCCACCGAGAUGUGAAACCCUCGAAUAUCCUCUUGGAUAGCCCAGACGGUCCGGCUUAUCUAGCUGAUUUUGGAAUUUCAUGGAAGGAAUCGGAUCCGGGCUCUGAACCUGCAGUGAAAAAGAUCAUUGAUGUCGGUACGACGAGUUAUCGGCCCCCGGAAAUCCUCUUUGGUUCAACACACUACAACACAUCCUUGGAUAUGUGGGCGGCCGGCUGUGUGGUAGCAGAAGCGGUGGAUAUCCGCCAUCGCCAGCUCUUUGACUCGGGAGAUCUAGGCAGUGAGCUUGCACUUAUAAGAUCAAUAUUCACCACUUUGGGGACCCCCAAUGCCCAGGUGUGGCCGGAGUCAGAAAAGCUCCCCGACUGGGGCAAGUUUCAAUUCUACGAAUACCCUGCCAAACCUUGGGAGGAAAUCUUGGAGGGAGCAUCUUCUGAAGGGCGUGAUCUGGUUAGCAAGUUGGUAUGCUAUGAGUCUUCUUCAAGGAUGACUGCUGAACAGGUAUUGGACUGUGGUUUUGUCAUAUUAAACGAGGCUAACAAUAUCCAGGCUUUGCGACAUCCAUUCUUAUCACAGAAGGAAAGCCAGUCUUGA